Messenger RNA from Penicillium soppii, 330 nucleotides. RefSeq lists its product as uncharacterized. The transcript has 2 exons. NCBI's taxonomy places the organism in Eukaryota, Fungi, Ascomycota, Eurotiomycetes, Eurotiales, Aspergillaceae. Bases 1 to 330 code for a protein of 109 amino acids. The record is from RefSeq and is a predicted model, not a curated record.
AUGGCUGACCCGCUCGCUAUCGCAUCAGGGCUUGCCGGACUUCUUUCACUUGGUAUUCAAGUCACCCAGUCUUUGGUUACGCAGAAUCUCGACAGUCUUCUGGGCACCUUCCGAAUCCUCGAUAUUGCAGUAGAGGAACGCCGAUCGCAGGCCGACGCGCAAGAUCUACUCCGAGAAGUCGAGAAGGCGGUACAGAAGUGCGAGGAAAUCAUCACGGAGCUAAAGAGCGAGUGUGAGAAAUUCCAGAAAGACUCGGCUGCCAGUUUAAAGGAUCGCAUUAAGGUUGCCGGCCGUCGCGCGGCCUAUCCGUUUCGUAAAAGCACCCUAUAG